Solanum pennellii is the source of this 489-nucleotide messenger RNA. RefSeq lists its product as uncharacterized. The record is from RefSeq and is a predicted model, not a curated record. Gene Ontology annotation, molecular function: DNA helicase activity. The coding region runs from base 1 to 489 and encodes 162 amino acids. Gene Ontology annotation, biological process: telomere maintenance; DNA repair. The transcript has 2 exons. Lineage: Eukaryota; Viridiplantae; Streptophyta; Magnoliopsida; Solanales; Solanaceae.
AUGUUGGAACAACUGCAAUAUUCUGUGGAUGGACCCGGGGGAACUGGAAAAACAUACACAUACCGUGCAUUACUGGUCAAGGUUAGAUCAAGAGGAGGACGUACAGCACAAUCAAGGUUUGAGAUCCCUCCUCUAACAAGUGAAUCAACUAUGACAAACAUGUCAAAGCAAAGUGGUGCUUCCAAAUUGUUUAGAAAAGAAAAAGUGAUUAUAUGGGAUGAAGCACCAAUGGUCAGACAAAAAACAAUAGAAACAGUGCACAGGAGCUUCAGAGACAUAAUGGACAUCGCUAAACCAUUCGGCAGAAAAGUCAUGGUUUUUGGAGGAGAUUUUCGGCAGGUGUUACCAGUAGUUCCAAAAUCAACUCGAGCAGAAAUUGUAAAUGCAAGCUUGGUCAAAUCAUAUCUCAGGCCUUUGAUGAAGAAGAUUCAAUUUACUAGAAACAUGAGAGCAAUAACAGAUCCAACAUUCAGUGACUUCUUACAUUGA